UGUCUUUAACUGGACCCAAUUCCUGGUAUUGGUACUAACGUUCAAGUCUUAUUAUUAGGCAGUGUCUGGAGAUCAUUCAUGGCGGUGAUCCAAUGAGAGGUUGUGCCUUGUGACAAGGCUGAACGCAAUGUUGUAGCUUCACUGGAACGAGAGAUUGCAAGAAGAGUGUUACCCUUCACAAAGAAAUCCGGGGGAUGGAGAGAAGGAUUAAAGAGUGAACAAUAAUCUCUCUCUCCCUCAAUUUUCCUACCAGACUAUUUGUCUCUCGUCAAUUUCGUAAUGAUAGGAAGCAGCGGAAGCGGAGGUGAUGUCGAGGCCGGCUUCGCCAAGCUCCAAGGCGAAGACUUCGAAUACUACAUGCAGACCUAUUCCAUAAUCCUUGGCCGGAACAGCAAGAAAUCGACUGUCGACGUCGACCUCGCCAGCCUCGGCGGCGGUAUGAACAUCUCCCGCCACCACGCCCGCAUCUUCUACGACUUCCAGCGGCGCCGCUUCGCCCUUGAAGUGGUUGGGAAGAAUGGGUGCUUCGUCGAGGGCGUCCUCCAUCUCCCCGGCAACCCUCCCGUCAAGCUUGACUCCCAAGACCUUCUCCAGAUCGGCGACAAGAAGUUCUACUUCCUCCUUCCUGUCCGCAGCAUCCUUGGAGGUUCUCUGCCCCGCCACAUCCCUCACGCUCCGCCACCCUUUCCGUCGUCCGCUGCGCAUCUGCCCCCUUCCCGGGUUGCGCUGCCUCCACCGCCGCUUUACUCUUCCAAGAAGGGGCGGGGUAGGGCGUCGAGUGGUUAUUUGGACGAUGAUGACGACGACGACGACGAUAACGCUGUUGGUGCUGGUGCUAGCAAGAAAUUACGGAGAGAAGGGCAUGAGAUGUUUGGAUACGGUGGAUCGGGAGGAAAGACAGGGUCGUCUGGACAAUUAGAGAAAAAAUCAGAAACCAGGUCAAGAGCUGACAGGGAAGCAGACAAUCAUCAACUUAUGCAAUUGGAAGAAAAGGACGUUGUCUCAUCUGUAGCUACUGUGCUUUCUGAUCUUUGUGGUCCAGGAGAAUGGAUGCCCAUGGCAAAACUUCAUUCUGAGCUAGUAGAUCAGUAUGGAAAUAUCUGGCAUCACAGCCGGGUAAGGAGAUAUCUCACAUCAGAGGACUGGCCUGUUAAUGAAUCCAAGGGAAGGCCAUGGUUUGGACUGCUUACAUUGCUGAGGAAAUACCCAGAACAUUUUGUAAUCAACACACGGUCCAAGGGGCGUGUAACGUCAGAGUUUGUCUCCUUGGUUUCCUUGCUAUCAUGAGUUAACUUGCACGACCGGGUAUUUCCAAUGUGAUUCUUCUGAGGCAUGGCACUGGUGACCCUGAACCCCUUCAACCAUGGUAGUAAAUGAACUUUCCCAUUCCCACCGUCGGGGUAAAAACUACAAAGUCCAUUUCUAUAACAUGUAAAUUAUUAGUCUUCGUUUCAGCUUAGUGCUUUUCUCUGUUUUUUUCAUUUACUGGUGUUAUAAUUUAUGGGUUUCUUAAAGGAAAAGUCUCCUCUUCAAUGUCA
Nelumbo nucifera (sacred lotus) is the source of this 1538-nucleotide messenger RNA. Its product is annotated as FHA domain-containing protein FHA2-like. NCBI's taxonomy places the organism in Eukaryota, Viridiplantae, Streptophyta, Magnoliopsida, Proteales, Nelumbonaceae. Gene Ontology annotation, biological process: regulation of ribosomal protein gene transcription by RNA polymerase II. Gene Ontology annotation, cellular component: nucleus. Gene Ontology annotation, molecular function: protein binding; sequence-specific DNA binding. The record is from RefSeq and is a predicted model, not a curated record.